Molecule: messenger RNA, 4104 nt
Organism: Tetrapisispora phaffii CBS 4417
Lineage: Eukaryota; Fungi; Ascomycota; Saccharomycetes; Saccharomycetales; Saccharomycetaceae
Exons: 1
Coding region: 1-4104 (1367 amino acids)
Source: RefSeq, a predicted model, not a curated record
AUGGAGAUCAAUUUGGGGAAAGAAUCGAUCAAGAAUGAUAUCGAGAAAGUUCGACUGCAACCAUUAGAUAUUGAUUGGUUUAUAAGAUCAGGGAAAAUAGAUAAAAAUUACGAGGCUACUUUAAAAAAUAAACAAGCUGAUCCUAAGUCAGAUGAAAAAGAUAAAGCUACUGAACCAAUACGGACAAAUGAUCAUCAAAUAAAUAAAAAUUCAAGUGAUAAGGACAAAUCAAAUAGAAGACAAUCUAUGAAUGCACAUGAGGAGAAUUUAAAUAUACAUAAGAUAAAGAGUUUGAAUGCAGAUAAUGUAGAGCAGCAUAAAAAUACAGUCGUGCCUGAUGAAUGCUUGCCAAUCAGAAGGACUAGAUCAUUACCAUCAAAUAAAGAGCAAGAUGAUGCUAAAUCAAUUUCUUUUACGCCAGUUGAUAAUAUCACUACUAAUAAGUCUCCAAAACCAAAAGGUAGUUUUUUCAAAAAAUUAUUUAAUAGACAAAGAAGUUCUUCAUCUGCUUCUUUAAACUCAGAGAAAGUUGAAGAACAAUUUAAAAAGAAAGAGAGAAGAGAAUCAACUUCAUCAAUUGGAACAAAACCAGCUUUAAAGGAGCUAGAAACAAUUAGACCCACAGACAAUAACAAUAUUAACACAAGUACAUACAAUGACUAUAAUCGUAGUAGCACAGCUGACUCUCAUUUAAAUGGUAAAAAUAAAAAUAAAAAUAAUGUUAUAAAUGAAGUAGAUUUAAGGACUGACAAUAUAAAGUUAAGGGAAUUUUUGGAUUAUUACAAAAAAAAUGGUUAUAAUGUAUCGUCAUUUAAGAAUAAAAACGGUAAGAGUAUAAAAAAUAUUAGAAAAAAACAACCAUGUUUUGUUAUCGGAGACCCAACAGAAAACAGACCAAGCAGUAAACGAAAUCAAACUACUAAACUGGAAAAAGAAAGAGUUGAUUCUAGAGGUAGAUCAUUACCUGAUUUACCAGAAAAAUCCAAAUAUAAAUCAUGUCUAAAAAAUCUCACUAUCGCCGACUCAUCAAGAGGUGCUGAAUCACCCAUUUGCUACUCAAGUGAGAGCGAGAGUGAUGAUGAAAGUUCUGCAUCACCAGGUCGAUUUGGUAAUUUUCUUAAAAAAGUCACUUCCCAUGGAACCGGUUCUCGUAAUUCAAGAAAUAAUAGUAUAGAAUAUAAAUCUAUUGAUCAUAAUAUUUCUCCUGAUAAUUUAAUGAGCUCUAACUCUAGUAUUGAUAGUAAAAUGGAUUUUGAUAAAUUCAACGUUCCGGGCUUAGAAGAUAUAAAACAGUUCAAGCAUGUAGCAUUUUCACCAUGUACAUAUUUUAACGAUCCACCUCAACAAAUUUGUAGUAAAAGUCCAAGAAAAGGCGAAGUAGAAGUCAAGGAAGAUGGAACUAUUAUUAUACACAGACUAUCAAAAGAGGAAAGAUUAAAGACUAUGGAAAAUUCAUCAUUAGGGGUAGUGGUGGGAGGUACUGGCUAUCUGAAAUUAUUAGAAAGAAAUAGAAAUGAAUAUCCAACUCCAUCUGAUGAAGAAACAAAUUUUGAACUUUCACAAACAGAUGAGAGCAUUGAAUCAAGUAGAAACGUUCCUGAGAAACUAGCAUCUGUUGGAGAUAAUGAACAAGAUAUUGCAGUCAGCAAAAGUGCUUCAUUCUUGAAAAUCGAUAAACCAAUGAUAUCAAGACGUUCUAGUGCAUCUAUCAGAAGUCAAGAAAGUUCGUUUAUUGGCGACGUACUACCCCUAAAAGAUGUUCGUAUCCCACAUGAUAUAAUAUAUACCCGGUGUUGUCAUUUACGUGAGAUUCUUCCCAUUCCUGCUAUAAUGAAACAAUUAAAGAAAGGGUCAACAGAUCCAAUACCUUUAUUACAACUGAGAAACCCACGCCCUUCGUUAGUAGAAGUUUGGUGUUUUAGUGAUUUUAUUAGCUCUGUCCCAGUGUUGAGUGUCUCUUUGGAUGGUACCUCUCUAUCUUCUGAAGUGUUUAAAAUCAUACUGAGUUCUUUGAUAAGAAAAAAGCACUUUGAAAAAUUAUCACUAAGAAAUACAUCGAUAGAUGAUGAUGGUUGGAAGUUUUUGAGUUACUUUAUCUCCAAAUCCACUUCUUUACUCUGCAUAGAUUUAACAAUGGUUCCUAGCAUUAAAACUAACGUCCAAAAACCAUCAAAAUCUUCCUUAAAAAGCACUUUAAAAAGAAUGGAGUGUAAUUUAGAUAAUAGAUCUGAUAGAAAUUGGGAUUUAUUUUCAGCCUCAGUGGCAGCACAUGGCGGUUUGGAAGAGAUAAUUGUGUCAGGUGCGAAUAUGUCUCUCUCACAGUUUCAAAAUUUUCUAAGUGUAGCAUGCCAAAAAACUGAAAGAUUAGGUUUAGCAUAUAAUAACUUAACGGUAGAGCAAAUGGAUUAUUUAGGUACAUGGGUCAUUAAUUCAAAAAUUACAGGAUUAGAUCUGGGGUUUAAUGAUUUACAUAAUAAACUAUCGGGGUUUACAGAAGGUGUUUCCAAUGUUAUUAAAAGAAAAGGUGAAAAAGCACAAUUUAAAUAUUUUUCUUUAAAUUCCACUAACUUACAGGUGGAAGAGAAUGCAAGCAGUACAACAAAUGAACCUUUAUAUCUAAUAAGUACUCUUUGUUAUUGUCAAAAUUUAAGAUUUUUAGAUUUAUCUAAUAAUCCUAAAAUGUUCCCAUAUUGUAGAAGAACUUUAUUAAAUUGUUUACCUGUGUUCGUUAACUUGGUUAGAUUACAUCUGGACUUUGAAAAGUUGGAUUCUACAACAGUCAUUAUGUUAGCUGAAAUGUUCCCGCUAUGUUCAAAAUUAAAUCAUUUAUCAAUGUUAGGCACAUCUUUCGGAGUUGCAGCAGUAAAAGCUUUAACUGAUGCUGUUGAAAAAAGUAAUUCUUUAAUCACACUUGAUAUAGAUUAUAGUCAAUUUUCUGAAAAAGCAAAAGAAAAGCUAUCCUUAUUCACAAUGAGAAAUUUACAGAAUGAAGCAUCCAGAAUUCAACUAAUGAAUACAAAUAAAUCUCCAAACUCAGACAGAUUAGACAGCUUGUCAAACCUACAAAGCGAAUUAUCAAAUAUUCUUAAUGCUAAUUCAGAUGAUAGACAAUUAUACAAUGCAAUGGUAAUUAAAUUUAUUCUAAGGUUAAUGCACGCUAGAGCUAAAAUUACAAAAGUUGUGCAUGACCUAUUUGAAUUAAGAUUGAAUGGCCAAUUGAAUAGGGAAGGUAGAGAUGCGUUAAUAAGAUUGUGUUUCAUAGAUUCAUGUUUUGAGAAAGGAAUCAGACUUUUAAAAGAGAGAAAUCCUGAUGUGAAUAUUGAUUCCUCCAAAGCAGAAGAAUCAAACACUGAAAUCGCUUUGAAUUUAACUUGCCCAGUGACUGAAGCUAAUACCUCAAGUAAAGUUAACCAAAAACAGUCAGGUGACUUGCAAACUUCGAGCAAUAAUAGUUCCGUUUUGAGACUAUCUGAUGAACUUAAUAAAACUGGUCAUUCCAUGUUAUUACCAUUUGGUAAAGCUGAGCUGGUGGGAUACUUCCCGCACGCUCAUGAUACCAUUGAUCUAACUACGGAUGGAGAAAUAAAGUCAUUAGAAUUAGCAAGACAAGAAAGUGAAGAAGGCAGACUUUUUAAACAGUCAUCACAUAUAAUGCGGGAAGUUGAAGAUUCGAUUGCCAAUGAAAAAAUUGACAAAAAUGCUCUCAUUGGUGCCGCAGAAUCCUUAGAUAGUGACCAAAUAAAGGGAUUUUUAUUAAAAAACGACAUAUCAGCUGCUGUCAGUGUCAUUGACGAAUUACAUAAGAGAGGGUAUCAUUUACACCAUAUUUUCAAGAAGAAGGAAGCAAUAAAUGAUGACAACUACAAAUCCGAUUGUGUUUUCAAUGAAACUAACGACGAACAUCCGACAAAUAAUAAUAAUAAUGUCGAGGAUUCUGAUCAAUUUAAUAUAAUCACACCGUGUGAUAGCGAAGUUGAGGUAAGGGAUCUUAAUUUUUCAUCGAACAAUGCAGAAGAGGAGGAGACUAUUGAUGCAGAAUAUGAUAAAGUAUUAGACAAUUUACAAAAAGCCAGAAUUUUCGCUAAUUCGGAGACAAACAGAUAA